AUGGCCAAGGACGCCGGCGCAAACGGCGACAAGGCCCCGGCUGCCAAGGAGCGCGACGACGACGCCGCUGGAGCAAAGUCGAGCAAGAGCCCAAGGAAGCGGCGCAAGGUCAACCACGCCUGUGUCUACUGCAGGAGAUCUCAUAUGACUUGCGAUCUUGAGCGACCAUGUACGAGGUGUAUCAAGCGCAACAUCGGCCACCUGUGCCACGACGAGCCGCGCGACGCCGACACAAAGAAGCUCAAGAACGGCAAGGCCGCUGCCACGGCAGCUGCCGAGGAAUCGGACGCGCCGCCGCCGCCGCAGGCACUGCCAGACGUGGGACGCAACCCCAUUGCCAGCACCAUCAUGGGGCCCCCGCCUGCCCUGGAUGGCUCGAGGCGGCACUCGUCGAGGGGCUUUGGGGCCGCCGCCGUCUUGGGCCAGGGGGCUCCGCUGCCUCUUGUGCAACCGGCUGCGGCGACGGGCCUGCAAGCACACGGCCUGGCCAACAGUGCGAGCGCCAACGCGAAUCAACUGACAGGCUUUUCGGACGCCUGGUUGACGGCUCAAAACUUCAACGACAUGAGCAGCUACAACCCCAACUACAUGGUUGCCCCCCACGUGUCUCACGAGUUCAACUUGCUCGACGACUUUCUGCACAGCGGGUUCCUGGACACAAACGGCCUGGCGCCGGACGAAAGCCCCCACAACGCAGCGCUCAGCAGAACGGGCCUGGCCGAUCCGGCGCCCGGCGUCGACGGCAAGGAGCAGCCCAAAAAAGCCCGCUCCCCGUCGGACAAGACGCGUGAGUACUACCUCCAGGCCGCCGACCCCUCGGGCAACGACAACGCCGAGGAGCGCAUGGCACGCGUGCUCCGGGCCAAGUCCGAGGCCGGGCUGCUCAAGCCCUUCAACUACAUCAACGGCUACGCGCGGCUGGGCAAGUACCUCGACGGGCACAUUGCGCCGUCGUCGAAGCAGAAGAUUCUGCGGACGAUUAACCACUUCCGGCCCAAGUUCCGCGAAAAGGCGCAGGGCCUGACGGACAUGCAGCUGCUGUACGUGGAGAUGUGGUUCGAGAAGAAGCUGAUGGACUAUGACCGCGUGUUUGCCAGCAUGGCGGUGCCGGCGUGCUGUUGGCGGAGGACGGGGGAGAUUUUCAGGGGGAACAAGGAAAUGGCCGAAUUGAUCAAGGUGCCGGUGGAUCAGCUGCGGGAUGGCAAGAUUGCACUGCAUCAGAUCCUGACGGAGGAGUCCAUGGUGCGCUACUGGGAAGAAUUCGGCACCAUCGCCUUUGACCCGGCGCACGAGACGCUGCUGACGGCGUGCUCACUCAAGAACCCGAGCGACGCGUCGGAGCACCCGAUUGUCAAGUGUUGUUUUUCCUUUUCGAUUCGGCGCGACGAGCAUAAGCUGCCCGCCUUGAUCGUGGGCAACUUUUUGCCGCAUGAUACCCCGCAGGAUUGA
Hirsutella rhossiliensis is the source of this 1449-nucleotide messenger RNA. Its product is annotated as fungal zn(2)-Cys(6) binuclear cluster domain-containing protein. Gene Ontology annotation, biological process: regulation of DNA-templated transcription. Gene Ontology annotation, molecular function: DNA-binding transcription factor activity, RNA polymerase II-specific; RNA polymerase II transcription regulatory region sequence-specific DNA binding; zinc ion binding. The transcript has 9 exons. Lineage: Eukaryota; Fungi; Ascomycota; Sordariomycetes; Hypocreales; Ophiocordycipitaceae. The record is from RefSeq and is a predicted model, not a curated record. Gene Ontology annotation, cellular component: nucleus. Bases 1 to 1449 code for a protein of 482 amino acids.